This is a messenger RNA of Dermacentor silvarum, 1329 nucleotides long. RefSeq names its product neprilysin. The record is from RefSeq and is a predicted model, not a curated record. NCBI's taxonomy places the organism in Eukaryota, Metazoa, Arthropoda, Arachnida, Ixodida, Ixodidae. Gene Ontology annotation, cellular component: plasma membrane. Bases 1 to 1329 code for a protein of 442 amino acids. Gene Ontology annotation, molecular function: metalloendopeptidase activity. The transcript has 4 exons. Gene Ontology annotation, biological process: protein processing.
AUGACGGACACGAAGGAGCACGGCCCUCUGGCACAGGACGCGCUCAUGUCCUGCGGCGUCGGCAAACAUCGUGUUAAGGAGCUGGCCCGCCGAAUCUGGUAUUUGGAAGACAGACUCCUCGCCAAGGAGGCGCUGCCCGGAGACGAAGCUCCAGACUACGACGACUCCGUCGAGGAGAGCUGGAAGACGUCGCUGGAGGCGCAUUCCUCGGGAGCCUUCAUGGCCGGCUUCGAGCUCGACGUCGGCUCCAACGCCGCGACCUCCUUCAACGACAUGCGGUCGCGAGAGGGCGUCAGCGACGCCGGGCGCGCGCUCUACGUCGCAUGGGAGGCGUGCCGGCGCCUGGUAAACGUGAGCACGCCGACGCCGAGGAAGGCGUCGCGGUGCGUCACACUGACCUCGGACGACUAUGGUCACGUGGUACGCGCGCCGUACCUCUUCUCGGCCCUAACGGCCACGAGGCUGGCCCAGGUGAAAACCAUGAUCGGCGGCGUCGUUCGCGAGUUGAUCGCGAGCAUCGACGGCUCCCGUUGGCUACCCCGCGGCUUCCGGGAGGACCUGAAGAAUAGAGUGCGUCGCAUGCGUUGGAUGUUGGGAUACGCGCCUCGCCUGGACCAAUGGAUUGGAUUGGACAGGUUCUACCGCGGAUACCCGUCCGCAACGGGCGUCUUCGCGGCUGAUUACUUGGCCUCGAGACAGGAGCGCAUGCGCCGGUUCCUGGAGUCCCUGCACGACGAUGACGCGGACACGCGGUUCGCAUUCGUCGAGCAGCCCCAGACUGAGCCAACGUACGUGGCCUCGCAAAACAGGGUAGCCCUGCCGGCGGCGUCCAUGCUUCCGCCCCUGUUCGAAGCGCGGAGCCUGCCGGAGGUCAACUACGGACUCCUGGGUUCGGUGCUGCUGAGGGUCAUGACGCGGGCCACCAUGGACGAAAUCAACAUCAGGCACGUCGGCGAUGACCGGGAUGCUUGGAGCCAGCGCAAUGUGAAGCAGUUCGUCGAAAGGUUGUCGUGCAAGGGGACGUCGGCCGGCGUCACGGCCGGUGCGCCGAGCGUGUCCGUCGGGGUGCACGCACUGCUGCGGGCAUUCCGAAAAGCGGCCGCCCAGGACGGCCGCCGUCGCUCGAUGUCCCAGGCGCAGCGUGGUAGCCGUGGCCGGUUGUUCUUCAUGAGCCGCUGCCUGCUCUUCUGCGCCGACGACCACAGCGCGGCUUCGCAACCUCUGCACCACCGCUGCAACGUGAUGGCCCGCCGUUCGUCCGAGUUCGCAGAGGCAUUCGGAUGCCCCGACUGGCGCAACCGGACGCGGGACCGGUGCGACGUCUGGUAG